GGGAUCCUUCCGGGGCGUCCGGGCUUCGGUGAGGCGGCGGCUACAGACGGUCAAACUGUCGGCUGGUUUCCAUCGCUCGGUUCUCUGGGAGCAGCGGCGUCGGCGAAGCGGGGUUCAUCAUGUUCUCGUUCAACAUGUUCGACCACCCGAUUCCCCGUGUCUUCCAAAACCGCUUUUCCACACAGUACCGCUGCUUCUCCGUCUCCAUGUUCGCCGGGCCGAAUGACAGGUCAGAUGUGGAGAAAGGCGGGAAGAUAAUUAUGCCGCCCUCGGCCCUGGAUCAACUCAGCCGACUUAACAUCACCUACCCCAUGCUGUUCAAACUGACCAACAAGAACUCAGACCGGAUGACGCACUGUGGCGUGCUGGAAUUUGUGGCCGAUGAGGGCAUCUGCUACCUGCCCCACUGGAUGAUGCAGAACCUGCUGCUGGAGGAAGGAGGCUUGGUCCAGGUGGAGAGCGUCAACCUGCAAGUGGCCACCUACUCCAAGUUCCAGCCACAGAGCCCCGACUUCCUGGACAUCACCAACCCGAAAGCAGUUUUGGAAAACGCGCUCAGGAACUUUGCCUGUCUGACCACCGGGGACGUCAUUGCCAUCAACUAUAAUGAGAAGAUCUACGAGCUGCGGGUGAUGGAGACCAAACCUGACAAGGCUGUGUCCAUCAUCGAGUGUGACAUGAAUGUGGACUUCGAUGCUCCUCUGGGCUACAAAGAACCCGAGAGACAGGUGCAGCACGAGGAGUCAACAGAAGGCGAGCCUGAGCACAGCAGCUACACUGGAGAGCUGGGCUUCCGCGCCUUCUCCGGCUCUGGGAACAGACUGGAUGGAAAGAAGAAAGGGGUGGAGCCCAGCCCCUCCCCACUCAAGCCUGGAGACAUUAAAAGGGGAAUUCCCAAUUACGAAUUUAAACUUGGUAAGAUCACUUUCAUCAGAAACUCACGUCCACUGGUCAAAAAGGUUGAAGAGGAUGAAGCCGGCGGCCGAUUCAUCGCUUUCUCUGGAGAAGGACAGUCACUGCGCAAAAAAGGAAGAAAGCCAUAAAUUGGGACUUUGGUGGCUGCUUUGAAAAUAAAAGAAACCCUGGCAA
Molecule: messenger RNA, 1089 nt
Organism: Ochotona curzoniae (black-lipped pika)
Lineage: Eukaryota; Metazoa; Chordata; Mammalia; Lagomorpha; Ochotonidae
Gene: UFD1
Product: ubiquitin recognition factor in ER associated degradation 1
Exons: 12
Coding region: 120-1043 (307 amino acids)
Cellular component (GO): VCP-NPL4-UFD1 AAA ATPase complex
Molecular function (GO): polyubiquitin modification-dependent protein binding
Source: RefSeq, a predicted model, not a curated record